AUGAAUACAAAUAACAAUACUAAUAACAAUAUUAAAAAUAAUAAUAGCAAUAAUAAUAAUAACAAUAGUAAUAAUAAUUUUGGGCUAGGAUGGAUGUCAUCAAUUUCAGACCAAUUUAGCCAAAUUAAAGAUGUAAUGACAUCUGAAACUGGUGGAUAUGAAGAGUACGAUAAUGAAGAAGAUGAAGAAAUAUUCAUGUUAAGAACUGAGGUACUUAAAUAUAAAGAAGAGGUUUCAAAUCUUGAAAAGAAAAUUGGCGAAUUUGAAGAAAGAGAAGUUAAUAUCUCCAAAGAGUAUUCUCUAAUUUUAAAAGAAAAAAAUAAUGAAAUCAAUGAAUUGAAAUCAAUCAAUGACAAUUUAAAAUCAUCUUUAAUAUCACCAACAACUACAAGCAAUAUAAAAGAAGAACAAGAAGAAAAACCAAAAAUUGAUAGCGAAUCAAUCGGAAUCCCGUUAGAAGAUGAUGAUUAUAAUAAUAUAACCACCAAUAAUAACAAAAGCAAAGAUACUCAUCAAGACGAUGCUUUUUUACUUGAACAAAUUAAUAAACAUAAAGAAGAUUACCAAAACCAAAUAUCAUCACUACAAGAGCUUCAUCAAGAAAAACUUUAUUCAUUAACCCAAAAGAAUGAACAAUUGGAAGAAAAACUUUUAUCACUCGAGGAACUAAACUCAAAAUUAGAAAACGAACAAACACAACUAAAAACAAUGAUUGAUAAUUUAAAAAAUCAAAAUAAUAACUAUACACAAAAUAUAAAAGAACUAAAUGAAAACAUUGAAAGUUUAAAGAUCCAGCCAACAACUUCAAAUGAUCAAAGUAAAAAAGAUGAUACCUCAGCAGAUAGUGAACAAAUUAAUAUAUUAAAAGAACAAAUAAAUAAAUCAAACAAAGAACUAUCUAGAUUAAGACAACAUCUUAUUGAUAUGGAAGAACAACAUACAACAAUAGAUUUAGAAAAUGAAGAAAAAAUUUCAAAUUUAGAAAAAGAAUUAAAAAAAUCAAUGGAACACAACAUAAACUCGAGCCUAAUGAAUGAUCAAAUUAACAAAUUAAAAAACGAUGCUAUCGAAAAAGAUGAAUUAAUUAGACAAGCACAUGUACAAAUCAAUAAUCUUAACAAUGUUUUAGAGCAAUUCCAAGCAGAACAAGAAGCAGUUAUUAGAACCGAAGUUAUUCAUUUAGAGGAGAAAUUAAAAGAAUCAUUAUCAGAAAUUGAAGAUUUAAAAAAAGAUAAGGAAGAAUAUAUCUUACUUCAAAAGAAAUACCAAGACGCUCAAAGUCAAAUUCAAAUUUUAUACCAAGAUAUUCAAAACAAAACUUUGGAAUAUAUUAAAUUAAAAGAAGAUAUUGAACCACUAAAAGCUGCUUUUGAUAAAAAUAUUUUAAGAUUGGGUGAUAUGUGUCUUCAAGAACAAGAAUCUGUUGAUAAGCGUGUUGUUAGUAAAUUACUCCUAAACUAUUUUAGAGGUAAUAAAAAGGCUGAAAUUUUAGAAUUAAUUGCAAAAAUAUUAAACUUUAGUGAAAGUGAAAAAAUAUCUAUUGGUUUAACCAAAAGAAAUCAAUGGUCAUUAAUACCUCCAUUCUUUGGUGGUAAUAAGGAACAAGCAGGAGAGGAUGGUGAUAAACCUUUAGCUGAAAUGUGGAUCGAAUUUUUAUUAAAAGAAGCUUCAGGUGAAAAUUUAAAGAAUCAAAACCCAGUUAAUACAGUAGAAAUAAACAAUAAUGAAGUCAAUACUACAACCCUUCCACCAAAUAAUAUUAAUAACUCUUCCAAUUCAAAUCCAACACCUUUUUCCACACCCGUUAAACAACCACCACCAAACUUUUCAUCACAAGUACCACCAUCAUCACCCUCAACACCUUACAAAAUGAAUAGUAAUUAUUUUAGUGUCACUCCCAAUGGAAAGAAUAAAACAAGUACAGUUAUUUUCGAUGGUGAUAUGAACGAUCCAUUUAAAUAA
This is a messenger RNA of Dictyostelium purpureum, 1962 nucleotides long. RefSeq lists its product as uncharacterized. Gene Ontology annotation, cellular component: Golgi apparatus. Lineage: Eukaryota; Evosea; Eumycetozoa; Dictyosteliales; Dictyosteliaceae. The record is from RefSeq and is a predicted model, not a curated record. Gene Ontology annotation, molecular function: small GTPase binding. The transcript has 5 exons. Gene Ontology annotation, biological process: endoplasmic reticulum to Golgi vesicle-mediated transport; Golgi organization. Bases 1 to 1962 code for a protein of 653 amino acids.